Messenger RNA from Perkinsus marinus ATCC 50983, 1330 nucleotides. RefSeq names its product ribonucleotide reductase small subunit, putative. The record is from RefSeq and is a predicted model, not a curated record. Bases 32 to 1084 code for a protein of 350 amino acids. The transcript is spliced from 9 exons. Gene Ontology annotation, biological process: deoxyribonucleotide biosynthetic process. Gene Ontology annotation, molecular function: oxidoreductase activity. Lineage: Eukaryota; Perkinsozoa; Perkinsida; Perkinsidae.
AGCCAAACAUCGUCAUUGAACCCAUUUCGUAAUGGCAACUUUCAGUGAACAAAUGAAGGCUCUGGAGCCGAUGGAGGACUUGUUGAAGGAGAAUCCUCAUCGUUACGUCAUGUUCCCUAUCAAGUAUCUCGCCAUCUGGGAGAUGUACAAGAAGCACGAGGCAUCCUUCUGGACGGCCGAGGAAAUUGAUCUUAGUCAGGAUCUCAGAGAUUGGGAGAAUCUGUCGGACAACGACCGUCACUUCAUCAGCCACGUACUCGCCUUCUUCGCUGCUAGUGACGGUAUUGUAUUGGAGAAUUUAUCGGCCAAAUUCUCUGGAGAAGUUCAAUGCCCUGAGGCCCGUGCAUUUUACGGCUUCCAAAUAGCGAUGGAGAAUAUCCACUCGGAGACGUAUUCCUUACUAAUUGACAAUUAUAUAAAAGAUCCCGAGCAGAAAGAUAAGAUCUUUCGCGCUAUUGAAACCGUGCCCAGCGUUCGGAAGAAGGCCGAAUGGGCGCUCUCGUGGAUCAACGACGACAACUGUUUCGCUGAGAGAUUGAUUGCAUUCGCCUGUGUGGAGGGAAUUCUCUUUUCGGGUUCCUUCUGUGCUAUCUACUGGCUCAAGAAGCGCGGACUCAUGCCCGGCCUGACGUUUUCCAACGAGCUGAUCUCUCGUGAUGAAGGUUUGCACGCCGACUUUGCUUGCCUGCUGUAUAACAUGCUCAAGUACACCCGUCUUCCUGACGAGCGGGUUCACGAGAUUGUCAGGGGCGCUGUUGAGGUCGAGAGAGUAUUCAUCUCGGAAUCACUGCCUGUCUCUCUAAUCGGUAUGAACAGCCAACUCAUGUGUCGCUACAUUGAGUUUGUGGCCGAUCGUCUUCUCGUGGCUCUUGGGCAUCCCAAAUUGUAUAACGCCACGAAUCCUUUUGACUGGAUGAAGAUGAUUUCUCUGCAAGGAAAAACGAACUUUUUCGAGAAGAGAGUUGGUGAAUAUCAGAAGGGUGGCGUUAUGGCGGGUACGGCCGCGCACAAGAAUAGUAGCAUGGACGCGGAGGAGAGACGAAAGAGCAUCGGUGCCGAUUUCGCCUUGGAUGAGGACUUUUAGUAUUUACCCUGAAAAUGAAGCUCUGUUGUUGCCGACACGAUCGUGUUAUGCAUACGUUGAUGAUAGCAGCUAGUCGUCAAUGCCUCAUACCACUCCUUCAGCGACAAUUGCAAAAUUAGUAGAGACAAUUGCUUUGCCGUGCGCAGUAGCAAUCUCGUCGCAUAGUCUGCCCGUACCAAAGUCACGGGCCACUGGUCGGCGGCCGUGCAUGUUUUUAUAAUAAUCCCAUGGAGAUUCCUAGGGAUC